Messenger RNA from Gracilinanus agilis (Agile Gracile Mouse Opossum), 6831 nucleotides. RefSeq names its product ankyrin repeat and IBR domain containing 1 (gene ANKIB1). Gene Ontology annotation, cellular component: cytoplasm; ubiquitin ligase complex. The record is from RefSeq and is a predicted model, not a curated record. NCBI's taxonomy places the organism in Eukaryota, Metazoa, Chordata, Mammalia, Didelphimorphia, Didelphidae. Gene Ontology annotation, biological process: ubiquitin-dependent protein catabolic process; positive regulation of proteasomal ubiquitin-dependent protein catabolic process; protein polyubiquitination. The coding region runs from base 116 to 3379 and encodes 1087 amino acids. The transcript has 20 exons. Gene Ontology annotation, molecular function: ubiquitin protein ligase activity; ubiquitin conjugating enzyme binding; zinc ion binding.
UUCUGCCUGAAGUUCAUCUUCCCUCAAAAAAAAAAUGUGAAGCAUGUUGAAAAAGCACUCAAGAAGUGGCUGAAGGGGAAAGGGAAGAGGUGCCAGUAACUGCCAGGAUAACAACAUGGGAAAUACAACCACCAAAUUCCGCAAAGCACUUAUCAAUGGAGAUGAAAACUUGGCCUACCAAAUAUAUGAGAGCAACCCUCAGCUAAAAGAAUCCCUAGAUCCAAAUACGUCUUAUGGGGAGCCUUACCAGCACAAUACUCCAUUACAUUAUGCUGCUAGACAUGGAAUGAACCGAAUAUUAGGGACCUUUCUUUUUGUUAGAGAUGGAAAUCCAAAUAAGCGGAAUGUGCACAAUGAAACAUCUAUGCACCUGUUGUGUAUGGGGCCUCAAAUUAUGAUAUCUGAGGGAGCCCUUCAUCCUCGCUUGGCACGUCCCUCUGAAGAUGAUUUCAGAAGAGCAGAUUGUCUCCGGAUGAUCUUAAAAUGGAAAGGAGCGAAGCUUGAUCAAGGAGAAUAUGAAAGAGCAGCAAUUGAUGCUGUCGAUAACAAAAAAAACACCCCUUUGCACUAUGCUGCUGCCUCAGGGAUGAAAACCUGUGUAGAGCUUUUAGUAAAACAUGGUGGAGAUUUGUUUGCUGAGAAUGAAAAUAAAGAUACUCCUUGUGACUGUGCUGAAAAGCAACACCACAAAGACCUGGCCCUCAAUCUGGAGUCUCAGAUGGUUUUCUCACGAGAUCCAGAAGCUGAAGACAUAGAAGCUGAAUAUGCUGCUUUGGACAAAAGAGAGCCAUACGAAGGAUUAAGACCACAGGAUCUUAGAAGACUAAAAGAUAUGUUGAUAGUUGAAUCUGCUGACAUGCUUCAGGCCCCAUUGUUCACUGCAGAGGCUUUACUCAGAGCUCAUGACUGGGACAGGGAGAAAUUACUUGAAGCAUGGAUGUCUAACCCAGAGAACUGCUGCCAACGUUCAGGUGUUCAGAUGCCAACCCCACCCCCAAGUGGCUACAAUGCCUGGGACACACUUCCUUCUCCUCGAACUCCAAGAACUACUCGCUCUUCUGUCACUUCUCCAGAUGAAAUUAGUUUAUCUCCUGGUGACCUGGAUACAGCUUUGUGUGACAUUUGUAUGUGCAAUAUUUCUGUGUUUGAAGAUCCAGUGGAUAUGCCAUGUGGACAUGACUUUUGUAGAGCAUGUUGGGAAGCGUUUUUAAAUCUGAAAAUUCAAGAAGGUGAAGCCCACAACAUUUUCUGCCCAGCCUAUGAUUGUUUCCAGCUGGUACCAGUGGAUGUCAUUGAAAGUGUGGUUUCCAAGGAGAUGGACAAACGAUACCUACAGUUUGAUAUUAAGGCCUUUGUUGAAAAUAAUCCUGCAAUUAAAUGGUGCCCUACACCAGGCUGUGAGAGAGCUGUCAGACUAACAAAGCAAGGGUCAAAUACAUCUGGUUCUGACUCACUCAGCUUUCCAUUGCUGAGAGCUCCUGCCGUUGAUUGUGGGAAAGGACAUCUUUUCUGCUGGGAGUGCCUUGGUGAAGCACAUGAGCCUUGUGACUGCCAAACAUGGAAGAAUUGGCUGCAAAAGAUAACAGAAAUGAAACCAGAAGAACUUGUGGGAGUUAGUGAAGCUUAUGAAGAUGCUGCCAAUUGUCUUUGGUUGUUAACCAAUUCCAAGCCUUGUGCCAACUGUAAAUCUCCUAUACAGAAGAAUGAGGGUUGCAACCACAUGCAGUGUGCUAAGUGCAAAUAUGAUUUCUGCUGGAUUUGCCUGGAAGAAUGGAAGAAGCAUAGCUCUUCUACUGGAGGCUACUACCGAUGUACUCGAUAUGAGGUCAUUCAGCAUGUGGAAGAGCAGUCCAAGGAAAUGACAGUGGAGGCUGAGAAGAAACACAGAAGGUUUCAAGAACUUGACAGAUUUAUGCAUUAUUACACAAGAUUUAAGAAUCAUGAGCUCAGCUAUCAGUUAGAACAACGCCUUCGAAAAACAGCCAAAGAAAAGAUGGAACAGUUGAGUAGAGCUCUCAUUGGAACUGAAGGAGGCUGUCCAGACACCACUUUUAUCGAAGAUGCAGUUCAAGAGCUCCUAAAAACUCGACGCAUUCUCAAGUGUUCUUAUCCAUAUGGAUUUUUUUUGGAACCUAAAAGCACAAAGAAAGAAAUAUUUGAACUUAUGCAGACAGACCUAGAAAUGGUCACUGAAGACCUUGCGCAAAAAGUAAAUAGGCCUUAUCUCCGCACGCCUCGACACAAAAUCAUUCGGGCAGCCUGUCUCGUGCAGCAGAAGAGGCGAGAGUUCUUGGCGUCCGUAGCGAGAGGAGUCGCUCCUGCAGACUCGCCAGAAGCACCAAGGCGCAGCUUUGCUGGUGGAACAUGGGAUUGGGAAUAUUUAGGAUUUGCAUCACCUGAGGAAUAUGCUGAAUUUCAGUAUCGGAGGAGGCAUCGACAGCGGCGACGAGGAGACAUGCACAGUCUGCUCAGUAAUACUCCAGAUCCUGAGGAUCCAAGUGAGAGCACCUUAGAUACCCCGGAAGGCGGCAGCAGCAGCAGGAGGCCCGGCCCGUCCCUGGUCAGCUCAGCUUCCCUGAGCGUCCUGCACAGCUCGUCCCUCCAUGACUACACGCCUGCGAGUCGGUCGGAGAACCAGGACUCGCUGCAGGCUCUGAGCUCCCUGGAUGAAGACGAUCCCAACAUCCUCCUGGCUAUCCAGUUGUCUCUGCAAGAGUCUGGGCUGGCGAUCGACGACGAGACCAGAGACUUCCUGAGUCAUGAGGCGUCCCUGGGUGCCAUUGGCACGUCGCUGCCCACCAGGCUGGACUCCCUCCCCCUGGCUGCAGACAGCCCUCGGGCCGCACUGAGCAGCUCUGAGCUCUUAGAGCUGGGGGCCGCCAUCAGGCGGGCGAGUGCUGAGAGUGAUCUGCAGCCGGCCCCGGGCCUCGACGACGCAGCCGGCCGCUUCUUUCCAACGUCCAGCGACCCCGACUGCACUCGCCUGGACCCCAGCAGCAACGAGAACCUCCUGGGGAACAUCAUGGCCUGGUUUCACGACAUGAACCCCCAGAGCAUUGCCCUGAUCCCUUCUGCGACUCCAGACACCCACGAGGAUCCCGGAGGGCCGCCCCACACAGAAGGGGAGUCAGGGGUGGCCCUCGGUGCCAAAGAGCUAGGCCCGGGGCUCCCAGCAGCACCCUGCCUCCAAGGGGACACAGCCGGGGCCGAGGAGGUCCCAGGAUCCCCUGCGGAAGGAGCCCACUCCGAAGAGCCCCACGAGGCGGGAUCCGCCGCCGACACCAACGACGCGGCCAACCAUGCAGACCCGACGGAAGAGGCUCCGAGCCCUGCCGCUCCAGCCUCCAAAGAAUGGAUGGAACAAGUGCAUUUGGUGUGAGAGCCGGCACUUGGGGGUGGGCGGUGUGGAAAGAGACUCAAUCCACACAAUUCCUACUUGGUCGUAAACCAGACGAGAUUAAAAACCCAGGCGUGUGUGCGUUCAUUCCACCCGAUGGUCGUUCCUUUUUCAAUUUGAACCUUUCAAGGAAUAUCCUUUGCAUUUCAUUGGGUAGCAUUUUCCCUUUUUUUCUGACAGAAAAAAGGAACAAGUAGGUUGUGUUCCACAUUCCCAAGAAAAUGCAGGCUCUGUUUAGCCCGAGGUUGGCAAAAUUAAAUUUGAAAGAACAAAUUAAAGGCAUACUCUCUAAAUUUGGUGGGUUUUCCUAAGACAUAGUUUUUCUCCAUUUCAGAAAUUCUCUUUUGACAAAUCUAAUAAUGUCUAGCUCUUCAUUUUCCGAUUUUUGUGCUUUACUGUAACAUUUUUGCAUUUUCUUUUUAUUUUAAACCAGCAGCGUGAAUUGAGACUCUCUGCAGCCCUCUUUUAACACUGCAUCUACAACAAUGUCAUGAGUUUUAUUUUCACAUAAAUCAAAGAUUUUUUUGUGUCUAUUUACAGUCCAAAUGUGCCAAAAUGUGACGAGCCGGCUGUCUAAGCAGAGAGACGAGUGUUAGUGGCCUUCAGGGCCCCAAAGCAGUCUUGUGAUUCUUUGGAGGAAAAUGGGCCGCCCAGUAGUGAGGAUCUUUAGAGAUUUGAUGGGCUUCUGUUGCCAUGGAGACUGCAUUGAAAUAAAUGUAGCCUGUAGCUUAAGUUAACUAAAUCUAAUGCUGCUGUUAAAAACAGUUUAUUUUAAUAUUAAAAUACAGUUGAUUAGCAACAGCGGUGCUGUAUUUUAAGAGACACUUUAAUGGAAGUGCAAUCAUAGUUCUUUGUUUUCACAAUUUUACAAUGCAUUCUACUUACUAAUGGGUGCAAUUACUUUUAAUGGCAAAUAUUUUAUAAAAUAGAGGAAAAAUGGAGUUUUCAUGAAUUAUAGUAAAAUCCCACAAUUAUUUAAGGAAAAAAGUCAAUAAGACAUCCUGCGCAACAUGUUACUGUGCCUUUGCCUAAUCUAAGUGGAUAGUUGCCAGUUAAACAAGUAAGUCAUUCAAAUGUCAGUGUGUGUUCUGAAGUAACUAUGCUAUGAAUUGCGAUGACCUCCAUAAAACCACCCAUGGCCUUGCCUUUACAGUAAAUAUAACAACUCAACGUUCAUUCAGUCCGUUUGCCUAAAGAGCAAACACUGACAUGUAUUUGUUUAAUUGCACAAUAUUCAUUUGCCGUGUGAUUACUGUUUCAUGUUUUUUAAAAACAAAUCAAACUUCCUAGUUAUCAGUGUCUUACUGUGAAGAAAAUAGUGGUAAAUAAGAUACAGUGGUACAGUUCAUAAUUACAACUAGAGUAAAUUGUUGGAAUGACUGUUUUACUUACAUAUAAUCAGAACUAGCCUACCGUGUGCAGACUAGCUAGGCAGCGCUCCAUUUUAUGUCCCGCGAGAUCAUUCCCAGAGAUGUACAGACAGCCAGUCCUCCCCCUCCACAGUCGAGUUCCAGGCCAGGUCAGAGACCGGACAAGCACGGAGGAGUUCCUGCACGCAACAUGCUCUUUCUUCCUGUUUCAUUCAGGCCCGGCUUCUGAAAUUCUUUUUCCCGAGAUCCUUUGGGCAGGAUAUUAUAUGAGCUACUAAAACAUUCCUCAGAUUGAAAGUAAUUUCCUAGCAUAAACCGGGAUUAUGCCUUUGACAUAGAGAUGACCAACCCACAUUAAUGUUCAUCCUUUUAAAGUUAUUUUUGGGAAAUGAUUCAUCUUGUCUAGAGUACAAUAAUACCUGAUAACAUGAUGUUCCUAUUAAGGUUUCAUUUGGGGGGAAUUAUCUGUUUUAUCUCUGGUGAAACUCUGUAAGUUCACCUGAAAUAGUCCCUUGAAGAAUUUGCACAGAUUUAUUUAUGACUGACAUGAGAUACCAAUAAUUUCUUUGAGUUGUAAUUUCUCUCUAGAACGUCACAAAGGUUCUGUGGGUGGCGCCAAGCUGUCUUUGCAGAGCUGCAGUGAGAUGAGGGAUCGGAUCGGCGGGGAGCGCAGUGGGUCCAGGGCAGCUUCAGGUCACCUUGGUUUCUGUGCUUGUUCUCUCCACCCUCAGCAGGAAAACUCAUUCAAUUUGUAUUUUCUUGGGACACGUUUUAAAAACACCACAGUCAUUGACUUAACGAUUCAGAAAAAGCAUUUGGCAAAGCCUAUUUUGUAAACGAGUUAAUUUUAUAAUGUAAAAAUUACUCUAACCUUGAAUUGUUAUUUGCACUUUCAUAGCCUAUACUUGAUACAUUCCCACUUUAUAUACAAUAGGAUUCUACAAACACGGAGAUGUUUGGCCAAAUGAAUGCUGUUAAUAAUAUGUAAAAUUCUUUGAUUAAACAUUUAUUACUUAAACUACUUCCAUUUGUCUCAUUACGUUUUGGACCAAUUCAUGAGGCUGAUAUCCUGCAUUUGAAGUGUCUUCCAGCAUGAUGGGAUUAAUUUGGUUUCUAUUUUUAAACUUAUUAGUGGCUUUUUAAAAAUUCUCCACUAUGUGGCCUAUCGAGUUUUUUUUUUUAAAUCCUUCCAACAAAUAACCAACCCCAUGACACUGGGGGACAAUUUGUGAAAAUGAUGCAAUCUUGCAGCAACUAGACUGCCCACAUUUUAUCAGUCUCAGGAGAAAUCAUUGAUAAUUUUUCAUUGAAUUUUCAAAUUCUCCAAACACAUGCAGGUCUCUAGCAUAUGAAAUGAAAAUUCUUGUUAUCAGUAUUUUAAUUGGCAUUUAAAAAGCCAUUCUCCUAGGGCAAGUAACAAUUUAUGUUGGGCGAAUGAAUGGUGCCUGCCAAUUCAUCCAGUUUACUAUGGCAUCACUUUAUGGAAGGGUCAUCGGAUUGAUUUUUUUAACUGUGUGGACUUUAUAAGUGUCUUUUUUUUGUAUUUAUUUACAAGGUUGUAUUAAAUUAUAGGAGAGUUAAAGAUCAUUAAUAGGUGCUUUUAAAACCUGUUUUUAUGAGAAAUGCUAAAUGCUCAUCUUUUUGAACUGUAUUAAUUAUGCCUUUCAGUGUGAGAAGCUGGAGCUUAACUGCUGGUAUUCAUAUAUUGACAUGUUUGUUAUUUAUUGUAGCCAUUCAUCUAAUGAGUUUUGGUCUGUUCAGUCCUAAAAAUAUUUUUAAAGUACCUGUUACGAGUGAAAACUUGAGACCUAAUGAAGUCGGACAUUCUGUAAAAAGUUACAUAUGGUUUCUAAGGAUUAAAAUCUAUAUAUUAAAUGUUAGUAAUAAGUUUCAUUUUUUUAGGCUGAAAUGCAGAAACUCCAUGGAAAAAAAAUAAAUGUUUUCUCCACUGAACCAAUACACUGAGUAGUUGACAACUCACUCACUAAGGGUGGAACCUGUAUUCUUAGCAACGUGGAAUAUAUGUCUUAUUAAUCAACCCUAAUAAACAUUUUACCAAAGAAA